This is a messenger RNA of Anthostomella pinea, 885 nucleotides long. NCBI's taxonomy places the organism in Eukaryota, Fungi, Ascomycota, Sordariomycetes, Xylariales, Xylariaceae. The record is from the annotation of a GenBank genome assembly.
AUGACGUCCAUUCCAGCCAGACAGCCCCUUGCUGCCGUCAGCAAAAAUGUUGUAAUUACGCCUGCAGCAACUGCGGGCAAGAAUCCAGCCAACAAACGCAAAGCUUCCGAUGAGCCUCGAGAGGAGGUCGAUAUUGACGAUGACCGAUGCCAAGAGGUUGAUAUCAGCUGUGACCGUGUUCGUACCAAGAUCCGCGACUUUAUCGCCUCUGGAGAAAUGAAGGCCGGCGAAUUCCAGAAAGCAAUCGGCGCGAACAGUAAGUCAUACUACUCGUUCAUGAAUCAGAGUGGACCGUUCAAGGGCUCGGGCUCCUGCGUCUACACAAACGCAUUUGCGUUCUUCAAGCAGCGCGAGUUGAAUGGUAUCAAGGCACCGAAAAAGCCAAAGGUCGCGAAAGAGGUCGACGAGCUGCAACAUAACGUUUCGUUUAUCGAGCUGGAGGGCGAGGCGGAGGGAGAGGUUGAAGUCUACGACAGCUGCGAUGGAAUCAGGAAGAAAAUCAACCGCUACCUUGCAUCUACCUCGAUCACCAAGGCCGCAUUCGCGCGGGAGAUAUCCAAGACCUACGCUGGCAAGAAGCAGGUUUCAGCCGCGGUGCUGAGCAGCUUCCUAGCUAAGAACGGAGUCCUGACGGGCAACACAAGUGCUGCCUUUUACGCUUCAUAUGUGUUCUUCGAGAAGAUCCGUAUUAGAGACGGCAAACCAAAGAGCGAAUUCAGGCUGGAUAUGGAGGAUGAAUGGAUUGUUCCGGAACCGUAUAGCAGAUGGGACAAACCCGGAGUGGAUCUAAAAACCUUGUUCGACAAGGUGUCGUACAUUAUUCCUGUGGGACGUCCCGGGCCAUACAUGAACAAGUACGGCAAAGUGAGGAGUUCCGGUUGGUAG